Molecule: messenger RNA, 1717 nt
Organism: Chenopodium quinoa (quinoa)
Lineage: Eukaryota; Viridiplantae; Streptophyta; Magnoliopsida; Caryophyllales; Amaranthaceae
Product: NDR1/HIN1-like protein 13
Exons: 2
Coding region: 424-1317 (297 amino acids)
Source: RefSeq, a predicted model, not a curated record
AAGUGUAAAGUAUAGAGUCAAAUUUUAAUAUUUGAUUUAAAAAGUGACAAUGUGAAAAAAUAAAAUUUAAAGUAAGCACAUAAAAGACAAAGAGGGGAGAGGAAGGGCGUGACGAUUGACAACACGACAAGACGACUUAUUUAGAAGGUGUAACAACCUCUCAUCCCUAAUUUUCUCUUUUCCAACCCAAUAAUUUCCCACCAUUAUCCACCCUCAUCAUUUUUCACCAUGACAGAAAAACAAUCCAAUUCCAACACAAGCAAGAAAAGGAGAAAUCACAACAAUCAUAACAUUAUUGUUAACACUACAAUGCCUUCCUUGUUUUGCUCCAAUAAUAAUCUCAUACAUUAACUGUUAGAACCCAAAAUUAUAUUUCAUCCCCUAUUUCCAUCCUCAUUGUGAAUACCGCUCCCCAUUUUUUCGAUGGAGGAGCGGGUCCCACCUGACCACGACCACGAUCACGAUCACAACCAUGACCACGACCACAAUCGUAGCUCCACGAACAAUGAGGAUCAAGAUGAGGAAUUCGACGAUUUUUACAAUAUCUAUCACGAGAAAAAUGUAACGGAAAAUGAAGACGAGGAAAUGCGAAUUGUCCCCUCUACAAAACAAGAAAACUCCAACCAACAACCUCAUUCAACGUACAUUAUCCAAGUCCCUAAGGAUCAAAUAUACCGGGUUCCGCCACCGGAGAAUGCCGGGAUUGUGGAAAAGUACCGGAACCCGGUGCAAAAUAACCAAAGUGGUCGUCGGCGCCGGUGUGCAUAUUGGUGCUUGUCUAUAUUCCUUGUGGUUGCCUUCAUUGUUAGUGUAAUUGUUUGUGUGCAUCAUUUUACGUUGAGUCCUAAGAAUCCUGAUUUCUCUAUCAAGCGUGUUAUCAUUAAGAACCCUCCGCCUUCUUCUAAGAAGAAUGCUUCUCCUAAGUUACAGGUAUCCUUGGAGACAACGAACCCAAAUAGUGUGAACGAUAUCGGGUAUGGACAAGGAAACGCCACACUCGUGUACAAAGGGAAGGCGAUAGGGCACGGCUCGUAUCCUGCGCUAGUAAAUGAAGGAUCUGGCAAAUCUGAUUCAGUAGAUGUGGUUCUUGCAGUUUCGUCGAAAGGAGGUUUGCCUAAGGAAUUAGUGUCUCAGUCUCAUAACAACAAAAAUCGUAAAAAACCACUGCCUUUUAACCUACUAUUCAACAUCCCUCUUAAGUUAAAGACUUGGCUAUUUACCAAGAAAAUUGAUGUUAAGGUUGGUUGCAAGUUUGAGGUCAGUUCCGUCGGGGAAAAGAUCAAAAUUUUAUCACAAAAAUGUGAUAUCCAAAAAUAACUAUGAUUGCUAAAACUACUACCACCUCGUAAACACAAUAACGGGAAGAAGAUCGAUUAUGGUGUUCAUUUUCCAAACUAGAGUAACUCUCAUAAACGAAAUUGACUUCUGUGAGUUGACGUGUUCAAUUAUUUUUUUUUUUUUUUUAAAAAAACACUUAUUAGCAUUUGGGCCAAUUUUUUCCCAUUUAUUUGUUGCCAUGUUUAAUUUUUCGUUGGUUGUAUUUGUAAAAAAAUUGACGUUGCAUUAAGUAAAUUAGUUUGAAUUCCGUUCAAUGCAUGAAUGUUUGAUUUUUUAAAAUUUGAGUAGCUUUAGUCAAAAUAUAUAUUGUAAAUGUUAUGUAUGUUAGUCUUAUUUAUACUUACACAAUAUCAAUUUAUUAAUAAUUUUUACUCACUAG